Molecule: messenger RNA, 5701 nt
Organism: Anarrhichthys ocellatus (wolf-eel)
Lineage: Eukaryota; Metazoa; Chordata; Actinopteri; Perciformes; Anarhichadidae
Gene: xylt1
Product: xylosyltransferase I
Exons: 11
Coding region: 74-2935 (953 amino acids)
Biological process (GO): chondroitin sulfate proteoglycan biosynthetic process; heparan sulfate proteoglycan biosynthetic process
Cellular component (GO): membrane
Molecular function (GO): protein xylosyltransferase activity
Source: RefSeq, a predicted model, not a curated record
UUCCACUCCUUCCUCCCGUCGCGCUGCGCAGAGCCACAGACGGUCCUCCAGCACCGUGCGGCGCGGUACGAAGAUGGUCGGCGGCUUGUGCGCUCGCAGGUUGGCCCGCCGGUCGCGGUCCGCCCUGAUAGUAGCCCUCACGGUGCUGCUGGUCCAGACGCUGAUUGUGUGGAACUUCAGCAGCCUCGACUCUGGCGAAGACAGGGAAAACGGAGGCUCCAACGUGCGGGAGAAGAGGGACCGGGUCGCAGGCAGCAAAGCCGCUGGCAGCGACUAUUUCCAGCACGGGGUCCAGCGGCAGCAGCAGCAGCAGCAGCAACGGCAGCAUCUUCCUCCAGCCGGGAAGGGGACGUCUCGCCACAUACAGCAGCCGGACGGAUAUUACUCCCAUCGGCCAAAGGAGAAAAAUAGAGUGGACAGCAAUAACGAGAACUCUGUGCCCAAAGACUUUGAGAAUAUUGACAAUAGUAACUUUGGCGCACGCUCACAGCCACACCGACAGUCUGUAGGCGCCACCAGCAGCAAGCAGCAGCGGGAGCAUCUGCAGGAGAAAGCCCACGCCCAGCAGCAGACCUGGAGGGACAACUCCCCGAGUCUGGGCCGCGGCUCAAACGAAGUGUUGCCUGUAGGCCACCAGCCUCUGGCGGUCGGCAACAACGCCUCCUACCCAGGUGGUCAAGGCGGAGCGGGAGGGUCUCGGCAACACUACAGUGCCCCACAGGCCCAGCAGGCCCAGUCCCAGCACCGACAUCAGCACCCGCACAGGAGGCAAGCGACUGCAGCGCCGCUGGCGGUGACCUACGACGAUCCACCAAAGUGCGAGAUCAGUGGGAAGGAAGCCAUUUCAGCUCUUUCCAGAGCCAAGAGCAAAGAGUGCCGGCAACAGAUUGCUGAGGUGUACUGCAGACACAAGGAAGGGCAAUUAAUGCCUGAGACGGUCACUCGCUACUGCCCCCUCGAGGGUAAAGCCAACGCUAAUGUCCAGUGGGACGAGGACUCUGCUGAGAGCUUUCCAUCUAAACCAGUCAGAAUAGCGUUUGUCUUGGUGGUCCAUGGACGAGCCUCUCGCCAGUUUCAUCGCCUCUUCAAAGCCAUCUACCACAGCUCGCACUACUACUACAUACAUGUUGAUCAGCGCUCUAACUACCUGCACAGACAGGUGCACUCCUUGGCUGCCCAGUAUUCAAAUGUGAGGGUGACACCCUGGCGCAUGGCCACCAUCUGGGGUGGGGCCAGUCUGCUGACCAUGUAUCUUCGCAGCAUGGCUGACCUGCUGGCCAUGAGGGACUGGAGCUGGGAUUUCUUCAUCAACCUCAGUGCUGCCGACUACCCCAUCAGGACCAACAACCAGCUGGUGGCCUUCCUGUCCAAAUACAGAGACAUGAACUUCAUCAAGUCCCACGGCAGGGACAACGCCAGGUUUAUCCGUAAGCAGGGCCUCGACCGUCUGUUCUUUGAGUGCGACACCCACAUGUGGAGGCUGGGUGACCGUAAAAUCCCAGAAGGCAUCUCGGUGGACGGCGGGUCCGACUGGUUCCUUCUCAACCGCAUGUUCAUCGACUACGUCAUCAACUCCAAGGACGACCUGGUCAUCAACAUGAAGCGUUUCUACGCAUACACUCUGCUGCCAGCCGAGUCGUUCUUCCACACGGUGCUGGAGAACAGCGCCUACUGUGAGAGCAUGGUGGACAACAACCUGCGCAUCACCAACUGGAACCGCAAACUGGGGUGCAAGUGCCAGUACAAGCACAUCGUCGACUGGUGUGGAUGCUCCCCGAAUGACUUCAAGCCUGCAGACUUCCACCGCUUCCAGCAAACGGUGCGGCCCACCUUCUUUGCCAGGAAGUUUGAAGCCAGCGUGAACCAGGAGAUAGUGAACCAGCUGGACGCCUACCUGUUUGGAUCCUUUCCCCAGGGAACGCAGAGCCUAAACUCGUACUGGGAGAACAUGUACGACGAGCCAGAUGGCGUUGCCAGCCUGUCGGACACGCAGCUCACGUACUUCCACUCCUUCUCGCGGCUGGGCCUGGCCAGGGCUGCCGCCUCGCUGCAGGGAAACCCGAAUGAUCACAGCUGCAGGUACUUCCCCAUGGGCCACCCGGUGUCGGUACAUCUCUACUUCCAGUCGGACCAUUUCCAGGGCUACCUUGUGAAGCACCAUGCCACCAACCUGGCAACUAGCAAGCUGGAAACCAUGGAGACCUGGGUGGCACCCAAGAAGAACUUCAGGCUCACCGCCCCUCUCAGCAGCACAUUCAGCAGGUUGCAGUUCUCGGAGAUCGGUACCGAGUGGGACGCCAAAGAACGUUUGUUCAGAAACUUCGGCGGCCUGAUGGGCCCCAUGGAGGAGACGGUGGGCAUGCAGAAGUGGAACAAGGGCCCUAACGUCACCGUCACUGUCGUGUGGAUCGACCCCACCAACGUCAUCGCGGCCACCUAUGACAUUCUGAUCGACGCCAGCGCCGAGUUCACCCACUACCGCCCGCCGCUCAACCAGCCUCUGCGGCCCGGCGUAUGGAGCGUCCGCAUCCUGCACCACUGGAGCCCCGUGGCUGAGAUGCACUUCCUUAUUGCCCCGUUGGCCUAUAACAAGCACCAGCCCAUACGACAAGAGGAUACUCUGAAGCACCACAACGGGCCAGCAAAGAACAGCUACAUGGAGCAGAGUUUCCACGGCCUCAACCCAGUGCUCAACAUCCCUGUCAGCCCGGGGUAUGUGGAGCAGGCCAAGAGGAACGCGGCCCUGACCGGCCCGGAGCUCGAGCGUUGGUUAGACAGCCUGGUGGGCGAGUUGUGGGAGGCGGCCGACGUCUGCGCCGUUGGCCCUACCGCCUGCCCCGUCAUGCAGGCCUGCCCCAAGAACCCUUGGAGCUCCCUGAGCCCAGACCCAAAAUCCCACCUGGGAACACCGCGCGCAGACGGGCGCAUCAGGUAGCAGCGAGGCCUCCAGCUGGACGGGAGGCCACAGCGCAGGAGAUUCACUGUUGAUUUGUAUUUAUUUAAGGCAUCUGCUGCGGGUGGAGUAAGGAAAAGCGUUCUUCCUCCGUCUCGGGGGAAGAAGAAAACAAAAGAAGUGGAUUUUUCGGGGAGGUUGGUGAGGGUGUCUGGACAGAAAGCGAGGAGAGCGAUUUUUAGAUCCUCCCACGGGAUUCCUCCUUUCAGGGGAUUAUGCUGGCUUUGCUAUUUCAGUUUCUCAGUGUAUUUAUUUUUCUUCUCAUGGCUGAGUUUUGCUGUGAUCAAACGUUGCAAUUUUCGAGCAUUUAUUUUGCUGCUGGAUGAAAUAUGAAGUCAGCUUUCAGAGCCCUGCACGGGGCCCAGCGGUCAUGUGACACUGGUAGCAGACAAAGCCUUAGCUGUAAGACCUACACGAGGAGGUGGCCUGGGACCGAACUAAAUGUCUAUAUCAACAUAAACAACAUGAGAUGAUAUCUGAGUGCUCAGAUAUGCCAAACAUUCGAAAAAGAUUAUUUUGAUACGACUCAAAUGCAGCUCCAUUAAAAGAAACUUUGAAUAACAAAUAUUUUAGCAGCAUAAAAGCCAAUUUCUUCAAAACUCUGAUGAUAGCUCAGUGACUCAGUUUGUCAACCAGUAGAAAACAUCAGUAAGCCUGAUGUGGAGCUGUUGUGGCCGAGCUAAACAUCUGCUGCAGUCACGUUUCGCAAAUAUAGAAAAAGAGAAACGCAAAUACUGACUGAGGCCUUUUCAAAAAUAAUGACACCUAUUUGGAUUAUAAUAGACAUUUUAGUGUUCUGAAUUGCUAAAUGCUUCAUUUGUGGCUGUUGUACAAAAGUAUUUUAAGACUUAACAUUCACAUAGUUUAGGUUUAUUUUAAUAAAACCCAGAUGUUGCGACCGGCAGAGGACGUCUCGGGUUUUCUUACCAACCUGCCUCAAACUUGGAACACAAUUAUCUCGAGCUGACCGCAACAUUCUCGUCCAUGUUUUCAGUCUUUUACUUUGUUCCAAUCAUUUCACACUUCAUGUUUUACAUGAUUAUACAAGAAGUCUCAACAAGUGUGUGAGUGAGGAGGAGGGGUGAGUCCAUGAGUCGCUAUUUAUUUAUACGUUUAUAUUAAUACUGAUAUUUUUAGUCAGUGACUAAAUAAGUGCGACGCUGCCUUGGCAGCAUGAUAAAUAUUUUUUUUGUAAAGAAAGCUGCCUUUAUUUACAAAGGCCAACAGCCCAAACCUAUACUGUACCUUUCUAUGGCCCGCACCUGUGUGUUAGUCAGUGUUGUCCCGUCUGAAUAGAUCUUCUUGUCUUGGUUUCCUAAAUGGCUGUUUGCCAAGUGCUUCACGAGAGAGCGUCACCCUGGCCUGUGAGGUCAGAGGUCAGCUAUACCUAACAACCUCACCAAACGGCGAAGGGGAACAAAAACGCUCUUCACGACCGACCGCAUCGGACAACUUCUGGACGGAAGGAGAAGCUGUGCUCGUUGGUGUUGUGUGAUUCCUGUCAGUUUCAGAAUGAUAGUGAGUGUUAGUGAUCAAUAAUGUACAAUUUCACGUGAAUAUUAUAUUGUGUCUCGAUUGCAAAAUGCAUAAUUUAUUAGAUCAACAUUUAAUUAAAGUACCUUUUCUGCCAUCAAGACAAUCUCUGGAUAUUUGAGAGAAGUUAACUGAGAGCAGCUGUGUACCACAACACGUCCUGAACAAGAGCUACGCUCAGAUAUUUGUUUUAAUCCGAGAUAAGUUUCAUGUGGAGCCAAUAAGGAGUUCAGUCUGUGGCUGUCGGCAUUGUUUAAGCCGCCACACGAGCUAAGUGAGUGUUUCUGCACGAGCUGAUUAAGAGACAAUAAUGUUCAUUAAUGUGGAGUUCACCUCGCCCCGCUGUCAGAGGCGUCCUUCCCUCUCACAUCUACACUGUUCCUGGGUUGGCUUGUAAAGGACCAUUUAGUUGUGUUCACUGGCCGGCUUCUGCUGCCACCUUUUAACUUAUAGCGCCGCCGCGCUCACAACAAUACUUCACACGAUACAUAUUAUUAUGUAAAGCUCAACCACGGUUUUGGAAAAAGGUGAAUUAAAUAAAUGUAACUCGAUGUGGAAGUCCUAUUUUGUAACAAAAUGAUUAACAAAUGAAGAAGAUGUACAUAGGUAUUUUGUAUUGAAAUAUUGUUUCAAAGGUAUUGUACAUGUAAAUACAGAUGUGGUGAAAUGACUUUGAAUUAUUACGAGUUUUUGAGGUGUCAAUAACUGGGCACAGAGAGUGGAUUGAUGGUGUUUAUUGAUCAAAGUACAUAACCUGGUUCAGUGUUUUUGGACAUCUGUGACCGCCACCGUGUCCUAUUUGCCUCUCAGAGAAGAUAACAUGCCAGAUUGUUGUUGUUCUUGCUGGAAUGUAUUGUUGAGCAACUGUUGCACAAAUUUCUCUGAACUGACGUUUCCCCCAUUCUUUUGUUCUGGGGAGGCUCUGUGUGCCUUAGCUGACUUUUAGAACCUUCUCUGUCCAUCAAAAGAAAAACAACAAUUUCAUUGAGUUAUUUCUUUUGAUCUCGUGUGAAGAAUUCCACGAGUGUGUCGAGUGAUUCGCUGGUACUGCAACACCAAAAAGAUGUCUGCUGUUGUAUAUAUCAUCAGGCCUUCUGUCUUUAUCAGCUUUUAUUUUUUAUUUUCUUCCCAAUGGGGGAUUUGUUUCGUUGUACUUGACUGGCUUGUCUUACUUUUCUCUGACUUUUUUUGGAAAUAAAAUUAUAUGGAAAAACA